AUGUUGAGUCGUUGGAAAAGUAAAGACAAGUCAGAGAAGUCCGGCAAAACAUCUAGUGGCAAGAAGAAACGAAAAGGACGUGAUAAUGAAGAAGACUGGCAAGCAGAUGGCAGAAUUGAUGGAGGGUUAUCUGAUGGAGAAGCAACCCGUUCAGCCCCGCGAAGCCGGUCUUCUCGUCGCGAUGAUCCGAGACGUCAUACACUCGCUGGAAAUCAUUUAUACUUCCAUUCUCAUCAUCCCGGAGAUCUUAAUAAUUCUGAGCUUGAACCACCAUUACCAAGGGGUUAUCUUCCGCAAAUGUUGUAUUACGACGACGAUCCCGGUGUUAUGUCAGAGGUUGAGACUUCCUCUACUGGGUUUAGACGCGGAGGAAAGCAAAGAUCAUCAUUACCAGUGGUUCGCACACCUAGUAAGACACUCGAAAGACCCUUAGGUCUUGUGUUUCUACAAUACCGCAACGAGACUAAAAGGGCUCUUCUACCGAAUGAAAUCACAUCGCUCGACACCGUAAAAGCUUUAUUUGUACGAAGUUUUCCGAAGCAGCUCACAAUGGAUUACUUAGAUAGUCCAUUAGUCAAGGUUUAUAUACAUGACAGCUCAAAGGACAUGUUCUAUGAACUAGAAGACCAUAGGGCCCAUCUUCGGGACAUCAGGGACCGAUCCGUUCUUCGGUUGUUUGAGUCUAAAGAUUUAAACGGUGGCGUCUUUCCUGGAACUCUGGGUGUUGGUUCAGUCAGGCUUCCAGCGCUAGCCGCCACCAAUUCAUCAAACGCUAAUUUGGAGGAUUCAAGUACAUACUUCAGCGAGCCGGAAAUCGAUUCCGACCACAUUCACAACAUCCACAAAGCAAAGGUAAGCCACGGAUAA
This is a messenger RNA of Pieris macdunnoughi, 867 nucleotides long. The record is from the annotation of a GenBank genome assembly. Lineage: Eukaryota; Metazoa; Arthropoda; Insecta; Lepidoptera; Pieridae.